UGUUCCAAGAUGGCAGCUCCCAUAGUGAGGAGCUGGUUUCUUGUGGCGCGGAAAGUGCCCCGGCCUCCGCUCUUCUUGGCAGGGGAAAGAGGCUUGCUUUCUGCAGCUUAUGUGGACAGUCACAAGUGGGAAGCAAGAGAAAAAGAACAUUGUCACCUCGCUGAACUAGCAUCUUUAAUGGAUAAAACAUAUGAGAGAAAGUUGCCUGUUAGUUCUCUAACAAUAUCACGGUUUGUGGACAACAUUUCCUCUAGAGAAGAGGUAGACCAUGCAGAGUAUUACCUUUAUAAAUUCCGACACAGCCCCAACUGCUGGUACCUGAGAGAUUGGACUAUCCACACCUGGAUUAGACAGUGUCUAAAAUACGGUGCACAAGACAAAGCCUUAUAUACCCUUGUAAAUAAGGUCCAGUAUGGAAUUUUUCCAGAUAACUUUACAUUCAAUUUACUGAUGGAUUAUUUCAUAAAGAAAGAAAAUUACAAAGAUGCUUUAACCGUGGUUUUUGAGAUCAUGAUGCAAGAAGCCUUUGAACUACCUUCCACCCAGCUUCUGUCCCUCCAUGUUUUAUACCAUUGCCUGGCCAAGAAGACAGAUUGCAGUUGGGAAGAGGAGAGGAACUUUGGUGCAUCCCUAUUACUCCCAGGCUUAAAGCAAAAGAACUCGGUGGGGUUGAGUUCCCAGUUGUAUGGCUAUGCACUUCUUGGGAAGGUGGAGCUGCAGCGAGGGCUACGGACUGUGUACCAUAACGUGCCUUUGCUGUGGAAACCUGGCUACCUUGACCGAGCCCUUCAAGUGAUGGAGAUGGUGGCCUCGUCCCCGGAUGUUGGGAAGCUGUGUGCAGAAGCGCUGGCUGCGCUGGACAGAACACUGAAAGCUCUGACUGCUCCAGCCCCCGCGGCUUCGGAGGAACAGCCCCGAGAAGGGGAAGACAGCCGGGGCUCAGAAGACCUGGUGGAGCAGCUGGACGUGGAGGAGACCGAACAGUCCAAGCUUCCCUGGUAUCUGGAACGAUUCAGGGACUUGCACUCUAAGCUUGAGGCCCUGGGCCGAGUUGAGUCAGAAAGCCUUUUGGCUCUGACCACCCAGCUCAUCAAGGAACAGCUCCCCACCUGUGAAGCCGAGGACAUCGCAGCCUACGAGCAGAAGCUGCAGCAGUGGCAUCUGGAGCGGGUACACUUGAUUCAGAGGGAAGAGGAGCAGAGGGAGAGGGCAAAGCAGGAGUAUGAGGCCCGGAGAGCAGCAAAGGCAUCUGCCUAACAGGCCCCCAGCGCUCCAGGCCCCAGCACAAGAUCUUCACUAGCCCCGUCCCAGGACUCACGGUGACUUAAGGG
Lontra canadensis (Northern American river otter) is the source of this 1331-nucleotide messenger RNA. RefSeq names its product mitochondrial ribosomal protein S27 (gene MRPS27). The transcript is spliced from 11 exons. Gene Ontology annotation, cellular component: mitochondrion. NCBI's taxonomy places the organism in Eukaryota, Metazoa, Chordata, Mammalia, Carnivora, Mustelidae. Bases 10 to 1257 code for a protein of 415 amino acids. Gene Ontology annotation, molecular function: protein binding. The record is from RefSeq and is a predicted model, not a curated record.